Messenger RNA from Chaetomium strumarium, 1020 nucleotides. RefSeq names its product nucleosome assembly protein. The transcript has 3 exons. The record is from RefSeq and is a predicted model, not a curated record. NCBI's taxonomy places the organism in Eukaryota, Fungi, Ascomycota, Sordariomycetes, Sordariales, Chaetomiaceae. Gene Ontology annotation, molecular function: chromatin binding; histone binding. Bases 1 to 1020 code for a protein of 339 amino acids. Gene Ontology annotation, cellular component: chromatin; nucleus. Gene Ontology annotation, biological process: nucleosome assembly.
AUGGCAGCCACUCUCGAAGAAACGAAUGUCAGCUACGAGGAGCUGGCCGAUCUCGAGCAUGAGUUUGACGAGGUCGAGACGGAGAUCAUCCGUCAGCAGUACAGCCUCUCCAAGCCGCUCUACGCCAGGCGCGCCGAGCUGGUCAGCAAGAUCCCCAACUUCUGGCCGCUCGUGCUCGAGCAGGCGCCCAUGGACAUCGACGAGUACAUCCAGCCGUCGGACUCGGCGCUGCUCCUGUCUGCGCUCAAGUCGAUCUCCGUGAGCCGCUUCGAGCUCGACGAGGACGAGAAGAAGGGCGACCCGCGCAGCGUCGCCAUCCGGUUCGAGUUCGCCGAGAACGAGCACUUCGAGGACACCGUGCUGGAGAAGAAGUUCUGGUGGCGCAUGGGCAAGGACGGGUUUGCCGGCCUUGUCAGCGAGCCCGUCGAGAUCAAGUGGAAGAAGGGCAAGGACCUGACGGACGGGCUGCUGGGGCUUGUCAAGGCCGUCUUCGAUGAGCAGCGGGCCAAGCCGAAGCAGGAGACCAAGGGCAAGAAGGAGAAGGUGGAGCUGACGGAGAAGCAGAAGGCGCUGAAGGAGAAGAUUGACCAGACCGGCAUGGGCGGUGUCAGCUUCUUCGCCUUCUUUGGCUACGUCGGGGAGUGGGUCUCUGCUGAGGAGAGCAGGCAAGCGCUCGAGGAGGAGAAGGAGGAGCGGAGGAAGAGGAAGGCUGGUGAGAAGGUGGAAAAGAAGCAGGAUGAGGACGUUGAGAUGGAUGACGAUGACGAACUCGACGACGACGACGAAGAUGACGACGAUCUGGAGAUCUUCCCGGCUGGCGAUGUGGUUGCCAUGGCCAUCGCAGAUGAUCUGUGGCCCGGUGCGCUCAAGUAUUUCAUCCAAGCUCAGGAGCAGGAUUCAAUGAGUGAUCUUGAAUUCGAGUCGGACGACGAGGAUGAGGAUGAGGAUGAUGACGAGGAGGGCAACGAUGGAAGGCCGCACAAGAAGCAGAAGGGCUGCAAGGAUGGCUGCAAGCAUUGA